Messenger RNA from Cajanus cajan (pigeon pea), 765 nucleotides. NCBI's taxonomy places the organism in Eukaryota, Viridiplantae, Streptophyta, Magnoliopsida, Fabales, Fabaceae. The record is from RefSeq and is a predicted model, not a curated record.
AUGGAUGCUGAGAGAGCUACAGCUGGUGCAGUAAGGCCCACUGGGUCACAGGAGAGCCGGGACCUGGAGGAUGUUCUUGGAAAAGUAUUUCCUGAGAGUGUGAGGCAUGCCAAGGAAGCUGAGUUCAUGCGAUUACACCAAGGGGGGAUGACCGUUUCUGAGUAUGCGAUGAGAUUCGAGCACUUGACUCGUUUUUAUUCACAAGCCUUAGUGGAGAAGGAGAAGGUUGUUGAACAGUUGGAAGGUGGUAACCGUGGAGUGAAGAUUUCUGAAGGAUCAGCUGGGUCCAAGAAAGGAGGGAACCAAAGGAAGCCGUAUGAUAGGCCUCAACCCCAACAAGGGGGUCCUGUCAUCAGGCAACCUUCUGGUGCUGCUGGUGGAGGAGGACAGGGUGGAGGUGCUGCCCUUAGAUGUUACAGGUGUGGUGAGCCCCAUUUGAUCAGGGAUUGUCCCCACACAGAGAGCCAGUGUUUCAGGUGCCAGCAGAUGGGCCAUGUGUCUUUCAACUGCCCCACUAGGAACAGACCGGAGAGGAGUACUCAGAGGGGUGAUGUGCAGAGAGGAGAUGCCCAGAGGGGUGACAGACCCACCACAACUGGUAGGGUUUUUGCUUUGACAGCUGGCCAAGCUGAAUCAUUGCUGAGGGAUGGAGUAGAGUGUUGUCUUCUGCUUGCUGCUAUGAGUGUGGAGAUUGAUAGGGUCAUUGCGGAGAUCGAUGUGGUGCAGGAUUUUGCUGAGGUGUUCCCGGAUGAAGUGCCUAGGUGA